AUGAGCACGCUCGACAACCUACCGGAGGAACUACUCGCUCUCGUCCUCCAGAACUGCGACACCUUUUCUCAGCUACGAAGCCUUGUCCUAACGUCUAAAAGACUGCAUGAUGCCUGGACAUGCAACCAACGUGCCAUUCUUUGGAACAUAAGCCAGAGAGCCAUAGUCAGCUUCAGUGACGCCCUCAUCGCAGUCCGCGCAACAAGAAUAGCUACAGAUUCCUUUCUCAGCGGUCAACUUCCUCCAGACCCGUUCCCCACCUCACAACUCAGCGGUGACACAGUUAAGCCCUCCAUAGACGAGGUGAAGCACGCUCUCGAAUUCGCCCAUCUAGCACAGUAUCUCGAAGGCAAGACCCGCUCCCCAGUCGGAAAACGGAGAGAAUUCCUACCAGAUAUGUGGUACUUUGACAGUCUUGCCUGGACCCCUCGUACAUGGCAGGUCUGGCGAGAAAACUAUCACCGGGCUAUCUAUCGGUAUCUCACUGCGGGGGCAGUUCUCUGUCGUGCGUAUUACGCGCCGCUUGUUUCUAAAAGAAAGCCAGCUGGGUUUCUUUCUUCCCUGCUCUCUACUCUUGAGGGCAUAGCUGUGCGAAGCAACCGUGAAUAUCCAGAAUGGUUUACGGAAGAUGAACAACGAUAUCUCUCCACGAUCCCACUCUACGAUAGUCAGGCAUACGCGCACUGGGAAUCGGCAUUCAAGCCACUCGAAGAAAUCUUUGUGACCGAGAGCAAAAAGCAGUCUCGGCUGUUAGGACCGGUCACCCCUCCACAACCAGCUGAAGGCUUAUCACAGUGUCUUCAAUGCAUCUUCGGGGCAGAAGCGAAGAACCUCCAAUCCCUUCACCCUACACAUGCAGACACUCUCUUCCAACAGACCCUUCAGUUCCUUAGUUUAAUCGACGACGACAUCCGGCUACUCAUCGCUCUACCAGGGGAUACACCACUAGAGCCCAUCGACAACCCGAUAACCCCCCCAUCGACGACCGCAUUCCUCUUCGGCUCGUUCACGCCCAUGAAUAUAACCAUCCGCCGAGGCCAAUGCCAGUGUAAAUGCAUAACCACGUCCGCAUUCGCUACACCCCUCCUGCCUCCUCUCAACAGCAAGACCGUCUCUACUGUCACAGCACCGCAGUAUCUCUCCUUCUCCAACAUGCACAACUACCUCAAAAAGGUGCACGACGCAUCCAGCCUCCCAAACUGCUACAGCGACCCGCUCCGGAAGACUCCACCCCCGAUAAGCUUCUUCUCAGAAUACAUGAUGCGCAAGUAUUUUGGGCUGCGGUUUGCGUGUACAAUGUUUGAUUCGACGUACGAGAUUCGCUGUGCUUGGUAUGCAUUCCAUCAAUUUGGGGGUGUUUUUACGGGGUUUGGACCGGGCCCUGGAUCGGAUGAGGAUGAUGUAACGUAUGUAGGGCAGGAUUUACUGGUGCCUGCGGAUGAUCCGACUCCGGUGCCUUGCUAUGAUGAGCAUGCGUGGUAUUACUAG
Molecule: messenger RNA, 1488 nt
Organism: Aspergillus versicolor CBS 583.65
Lineage: Eukaryota; Fungi; Ascomycota; Eurotiomycetes; Eurotiales; Aspergillaceae
Product: F-box protein
Exons: 2
Coding region: 1-1488 (495 amino acids)
Molecular function (GO): protein binding
Source: RefSeq, a predicted model, not a curated record